AUGGAUCGCAGACAGAGCGAUCUCGUUCACCAACUACCCGCGCAAUCCAGUGGAAUUUCGACGACACAUGGCGCAUCUCUUCAACGCCGCUUGUUCUGCAUUGGUCACAGUCAACGCCUUGAAUGACGACGAGACGACCCACAGGCUUACCGCCACCACUCCAAGCUUGGCGGCGUUCCCUUUCCGCUUCGAUUUUAUAAUCACUAAUGUCUUCAGAGCAGUGCGUCUCGUCGUUCCAGCUUGGGGUUCCAAAUGCGUUGUUCGCACCGCUUCCAAAGUUGCCCCCGUCCGCGAUGACGUUAUUGCUGUGGGCGUGUCUGCAACCAUCCUCGACACCGUCUACAGAACGCGAGUGACUCCACUCGGGUCUGCUGCCUUUCAACCAGAGCAUGUUUACGUUUCGGUCUUCAGCCGUUCUUUCCCACUGCGUUCUGACCAGAUCGCAGUGCUGCAGAUGGGCGAUCGACACUUACCCAUCCUCGCGAUCCAGACUGCUUUUGGUACAGGUAAAAAAUUGAUUGCAGCCCUCAUCGCGAUACGCACAUACCUCGCAACAGCUGACCAGCAACUGGUCAUCGCCACCACCACGACCAACACUGCAGCAGGCCAAUUCAUGGACACAGCCUUAUCCAUUGACGCCGCAAACGCCGUGAAAUCCUUAGAUGCUUCCGAUUCGGCACUUGUGGAAGGCGCUCGUCAGACGCCCGUGUAUCUCUACGUCAUUCCUGAGCGCCUCCCUGAUGACUACAGAGAUCGGCUCCUUCAGCGCACGCCACAUGCCUUAAGUACAAACGAGGCCGGGAGCUUCUGGAGCGCUUCAUUUUCGAUCGCGACUUAG
Haemonchus placei is the source of this 838-nucleotide messenger RNA. Lineage: Eukaryota; Metazoa; Nematoda; Chromadorea; Rhabditida; Trichostrongylidae. The record is from the annotation of a GenBank genome assembly.